AUGGCUCUAAGACGCCCCGCUGCUGCGCUAAAGCAAGCCACGACGCCAGAAGACGACGUCGCCACGUUUGUCGUCCCAGACCUCUCCGUCAAGGACCUCCUCUCGGUCAUUCCUCAGCAUUGCUUCAAGCGAUCCGCCCUCAGGUCCUUUUCCUACGUCGUUUGGGAUUGCUUCCUACUUGGGGCCAUCUACAAGGGCACCAAGUAUGCAGAGGCUCAGCUGCUGCCCACCAUUGACUACCCUCACCCUUACUUCGAGACGGCCGCGUAUUAUGGCCUAUGGAGCCUCUACGGGUAUGCGGCCGGCCUGGUGGCUACCGGUAUCUGGGUAAUUGCCCACGAAUGUGGGCAUCAAGCGUUUUCAGAGUCAAAAUUCAUCAAUAACACGAUGGGCUGGAUCCUUCAUUCUUCACUCGGCGUUCCCUAUCAUUCCUGGCGCAUCAGCCAUGCGAAGCAUCACGCCAGCACCGGCCACAUGAACUUGGACCAAGUCUUUGUCCCCAAAACCCGUUCCGAACUCCGCCUCCCUCCUCUCGAUCCCGCCAAGGACGACCCACUCGGCAUCAAGGUUUCCGACGAGGUCAUGAAGGAAAUGUGGGAGGCCAUUGGAGACUCUCCCUUCAGUGCCGCCACGUAUGGUGCCCUCCAAUUGCUCUUCGGUUGGCCCAUGUAUCUAAUCCGCAAUGCCACUGGACAACGAUCGUAUCCUCGCUUCACAAACCACUUCCAGCCCUCAUCGGUCAUCUUUGCCCCCCACCAGCGGGACCAAAUCCUGCUUUCCGACGUUGGUGUCCUUCUCUGGAUUGCCGCAUUGGUCUAUUCGUCCAUGACAUUUGGAUUUGGAACCAUGAUGCGCGUAUACGGCGUUCCCUACCUUUGGGUCAACUCCUGGCUCGUCUUGAUCACCUUCCUCCAACAUACCGACCCCAUGCUCCCCCAUUACCGCGCGGCUGCAUUCAACUUCCAACGUGGUGCGCUUUCGACCCUUGAUCGUAGCCUUCUCGGUGGUGCCGGUCCCUUUUUCGGCUGGCUCGGUGGAUUCUUGACGCACGGCAUUUCCGAGACCCACGUUCUCCACCACGUCUGCUCAAAGAUUCCCCAUUACCAUGCCUGGGAGGCUUCCGACGCUCUUCGCAAGCGUCUUGCUAGCGCUGGCAUCCAUCUCCAGGGUGCUCCAGGAGGAUGGUCCGAGGUUGUCAAGACCAUUCGUCAAUGCAAGUUUGUCGAGGAUGAGGGAGAUGUCGUGUUCUACAAGAACGCGUACGGCAAGGCUGCAUGCAAGGCCGUCUACAACGAGCCUGUCAGCGAUUCCGGUCUCGAUAUGACCGCCGACUCGUAG
This is a messenger RNA of Serendipita indica DSM 11827, 1338 nucleotides long. The record is from the annotation of a GenBank genome assembly. Lineage: Eukaryota; Fungi; Basidiomycota; Agaricomycetes; Sebacinales; Serendipitaceae.